Messenger RNA from Adineta steineri, 1197 nucleotides. NCBI's taxonomy places the organism in Eukaryota, Metazoa, Rotifera, Eurotatoria, Adinetida, Adinetidae. The record is from the annotation of a GenBank genome assembly.
AUGGGACAAAAUGGAAGUACUACACAUAAAAAUAAUGUUAUCGAUAAAUCUAAUAAUAAUAGUAUGGAUCUUUCACCACUGUUUUAUGAACGUAAAUUAUUAAAACGAUGUGAACAUAUUGAUUUUGAUAUUGAUGCAUGGUACAAGAUUUUGCAUAAUGAAACAUUUCAUACAGAAUUUAUUUCAAUUUCACCAACAAUUGCUCGAGCGUUUGUUAAUUAUUAUCAAACACGUUAUAAUUCAAAAAAUUUCUUGACUUUUAAUGAUUUAAAAUCAAUUCAAUCUAUACAAGAUCAAUUAAAAGAACAAAUAAAUGGUAGUUUUAUUCGUUUAAGUUCACGAAGUCCAAAAGAUGGUCAACCAUUAGAUAUGGAAACAUUAAAAAAAUUCUAUUAUCAAGAAUUAAAUCUAUUAAAAACGAAUUAUCCCAAUGAAUAUGAUACUAUUAAUGGUAAAGCAAAUAUAGAAAUGAUUGCUUAUUGUUAUGGUCAAUUUCAUUCAUUAAAAGUUACAAAUGAAUUCGAAGCAUUAAAUUUAAUUUUAUCAAGUGAAAGAAUUUUUCUUGAUUUACUCGAUGCACUCUAUUGUCAAGAAGUACAAGAUAAGAAAAAUCUUAAUCUAAAUAAUAUUAAACUUCAUGAUUGGAAUAAUAAUAUAAUUAUUCGUGAAUGGAAUAAUUCAUUAGAUCCAUCAAUGGAAUUUCGUUGUUUUGUUUAUCAAUCAAAUUUAACUGCAAUAUCACAAUAUAAUCAUUAUUAUAAAUUCUAUCAUUUACAGAAUGAUUUAAUUAUUCAACAAAUUAAAAAUGUAAUUAUUAAAUAUUGGGAAGAAAAAUUAAAAUCGAUUUUAGAUAAAUUUACAGAAAAAUAUUCAAAUUGUAUUAUUGAUAUAGGUGUAAUUAAAAAUAAUUUAACUGAUGAAUUUGAAUGUAUAGUUAUUGAAAUGAAUCCAUUUGCAUCAAGUACUGGUCCAAGUUUAUUUAAUUGGAAAAUAGAUUAUGAUCAAUUAACAGGUGAAAAAAAUGAAAUUGAAAUACGUAUAAGAUCCGAUUUUUAUCCAAAUAUUGAUGAAUAUAUUAAAUUUGUUUUUCAAGAGAUUAAAUUUAAUUCAGAAGAUAAUGUAUUACAUAAUGAUGAUGAUGAUGAUGAACCUUAUUUUUUGUUUUUAAAUAAAAUAAAGACACAACUUUCUGCAUAG